UUUAAUUGGACGAGUUGUUCAUAAUUGGAUUGGUUAAUCCUUGCGCUAGAUUUUGGACCAUUUCGAACCGAUUUCUAGCAACUUGGACACGAGACUUAAGGAAACGUAUGGUGGGGAUAGCGAUAUAUGACUAUCACUCUUGCACCAUUCUUGCAAGUUUGGCCGUCUCACUCACUCCGCACGUCCGCAGUCUCCGCACAACCUUGUAGUCCAUUCCAGUAUGUAUACAUCUCGCUUCAUAGUGUAUGAUGUAUGCCAAUGUAUACACGUGAACAAAGAACGAAGUAAGGGACAAACGUAGUGAUAUAAAUUACAAAACUAUACAUAACAAAAAUUAUGUAAGAAAAAAUUUUUUUGAAACAAAGCUAAAGUUUACAUUUAACAAAAAAAAGAGAGCAAGAAGAUAGAAAAGCGCCGUUUCAAAAGAAUCGACCGGGUCGACGUUUACGAAAGAAGGAAAUAACCUCUUUCUGCGUUUUCACGGUAUUUACGAUGGUCAUCUGCAAAUAUUAUCGACAAGGCAAUUGUCGUUACGGGCAGUACUGCCAAUUCGAGCAUAUAAAUCAUUUCGGCAAUACCAAAGGAGAGGAUGAUAUCAUUAUCUUGGUGGCUAAAGAAGUACUUCUUGCUGAGAGAGGUGGACAAUGGUUAUUAUCAUGUUUUGCACCACUUAAAGAACGCUGCUGUAUCCCAGGUAUGAAGGACGUAUCCCCAGAAGAGGUUCGAUGGGAGAUAUAUGAGGCACAAAAAAAUGGCAUGGUUGAACAGGCGAAACUACACUUUCAACAAUUGUGUCAAGAAAUGAAGGCAAAAAGGGAGAUGCUGAAAAAUCCCACACGAGAGACAAUUACGUUCCUGAAAAAAAAUUUAGGAAGUAAAUGUCCUGGAACUCAACAGUUUGCCUCACCUGGUAACGUAUUCGCAAGCGCAUUCGGCGUACAAAAUAAUAACCCAUUUGCCGGAAAUGGAUUCGUCUCCUCGAGUAACGCAUCGAUAUUCGGAAAAUCCAAUAAUAAUACAACGUCUGUAUUUGGCGGUGGGGCAACCUUUGGAAACAAUCUCGGCGGAUUUAAUGGUGCCGCGACAAGUGGAGCUGGUUCCAUGUUCGGAACAACAAGCACGUCGACGUCGUUCAGCGGAGUACAGAACAGCGCGCCAGCGUUUGGAACACCUCAGAGCAAUUCAAUCUUCGGCGGAUCGUCUCAAAAUAUGUUCGGUCAAAAUAACAACGUAUUUGGCGGAACGAGCCAGCUCAGCAACGCGUCCACUACUUCGUUGUUCAACAAUUCGAUAACUUCGCAGGCAAACACUUCGUUAUUUGGCGGAGCGACGACCGCCUCCAACUUGUUCGGCGGUUCAUCCACCGGAUUACAGACAAAUUCGGUCUUCGGCGGUGUCUCGACCACGUCGUCGUCCGGUUCCUUUAACAAUGGCAUGUUUACUCAACCAAAAACACAGAUUCCUGCGUUCGGUGGAGCGCCAGUUUUCGGAGGAGUAACUCCUAACUAUAACAGCAAUUCUACUGGCAACACGAUAUUCGGAGGCGGCGGACAAACGUUCGGUGCUCCCGCGAUAUCAUCGAGCGGUAGUAUCUUCGGCGGAUCCACGGCCGCCGCAACACCGGCUUUUGGAGCGGUCGUCUCUACCACAACGCCAACUUUUGGUACGUCCGUUGUUGCCAGCACGGCGCCAGGUUUUGCUGCUACCACGGCGCCGACUUUUGAUCUAGCUCAACAGCCCAGCAAUAAUACCACUUUCGGGGUGACUGCAUCGACUCCGAAUGUUUUCGCUACACAAAAUACCAACACGAUGUUAAUGGGCAACACGCCAUUCGGCGCGCCGCCUGUUGCGAUGAACGGUCCGUUUGUCACCGCUAACUCACAGCAGUUUGAUUCUACGAGUACAAGCUCAGCGCCGUUUUCCGGCACAGGAUUUGGAGUGCCCGUCGCUAAUACGAGUAACACGUUCGGUACCACAGAAACGUCUUCUUCCAAUUCGAUAUUUGCGAACGCGGCAACUACCUUUGCAACCACCAAUGGAACUGUUUCAAAUCAGUCACUGUUCUCCGCAUCUACUUUCGGCAACGUCAACCCAGUUUCCUCUCCGUUCGGAUCAGGUGCUGCUACAACUUUUACGGCAACGACAACCCUUACAAGCCCAUUUGCACCACGAACACAACAAGGCAGUUCACCAUUCGGAAAUGUGCAAAAUCAACCUAACAUCAACGCUUCUCCUUUUAGAAAAUCAUCUUGUAACGAAAUCGUCAUCGAUGAUAGCGUUUAUAGCGCGGAGGGUACGUUAACGGAUGAAGAAAAGAAUCAAUUCUUGGCUGACAGUUUUAUUCUUGGCAAAAUACCACUCAAACCUCCCACCAAAGCUUUGAGUUGACUCGAUAAUUCCAUCUAUGGACUUUUAAUGAUAUGUAUUUAAAUGCAUACUGUGAUAACGUUAUUUCUGUAAUCUGUAAAUAUCUAAACUUUUAUACAACUGAUGUGCUCUCAACCAAGUUCUUAAUAUAGAUAUAUGUUUACGGAACUGAA
Solenopsis invicta (red fire ant) is the source of this 2540-nucleotide messenger RNA. RefSeq names its product nucleoporin NSP1. Gene Ontology annotation, molecular function: metal ion binding. The record is from RefSeq and is a predicted model, not a curated record. Lineage: Eukaryota; Metazoa; Arthropoda; Insecta; Hymenoptera; Formicidae. The transcript has 6 exons. The coding region runs from base 493 to 2388 and encodes 631 amino acids.